Molecule: messenger RNA, 3181 nt
Organism: Phascolarctos cinereus (koala)
Lineage: Eukaryota; Metazoa; Chordata; Mammalia; Diprotodontia; Phascolarctidae
Gene: NFKB2
Product: nuclear factor kappa B subunit 2
Biological process (GO): regulation of DNA-templated transcription; signal transduction
Cellular component (GO): cytoplasm
Molecular function (GO): DNA-binding transcription factor activity, RNA polymerase II-specific; protein binding; RNA polymerase II cis-regulatory region sequence-specific DNA binding
Source: RefSeq, a predicted model, not a curated record
UUUCCCGGUUGGGCUGCAGGUGGCCCGAGUAACACAGGGGUCGGAAGACUAGCAGAGGCAGAACUAACCGGUAGCGGAGUCGGAGCCGGAGCUGCAGCCGCACCCCCGCCUGCCCACAGCUCUCUGGCUGUCGCCCAUUCCAGCCUGGCAGGAGGAGGGACCCUCUGCCCCCCACCCUCAGGCUCCUGGCUACUACCUAAAGACCUGGCCUGAGGGGUGCCCCUCCACACCCACAAGCACAGGUAGGAGCCUUGGCGGUACAGCGGCAGCAGAAGCUGGACAGAGCCCAGCAGUAAACUAUGGACGAUUGCUAUGGCCCAGGUCUGGAUGGCAUUGAUUAUGAUGAUUUCCAAUUCAACUCUCCAGUAGUGGAUCGAAGAGAACCCCCAGAGGAGACAGGUGAGGGCCCCUAUCUGGUCAUCGUGGAGCAGCCCAAGCAGCGUGGCUUCCGCUUUCGCUAUGGCUGUGAGGGCCCCUCCCACGGGGGGCUGCCUGGAGCCUCCAGUGAAAAGGGUCGUAAGACAUAUCCUACAGUUAAGAUCUGUAACUACGUGGGACCAGCCAAGAUUGAAGUGGACCUUGUCACACACAGCGAUCCACCCCGUGCCCAUGCCCACAGCCUGGUUGGGAAACAGUGCACAGAGUUGGGUGUUUGCGUGGUGUCUGUGGGACCCAAGGACAUGACGGCUCAGUUUAACAACCUGGGGGUCCUGCAUGUGACGAAAAAGAACAUGAUGGAGAUCAUGAUGCAGAAGCUUCAGAGGCAGCGACUCCGCUCUAGGCCCCAGGGCCUCACAGAGGCCGAACGCCGGGAGCUAGAGCAAGAAGCCAAAGAACUGAAAAAAGUGAUGGACCUAAGCAUCGUCCGGCUCCGCUUCUCUGCCUUCCUCAGGGCCAGUGAUGGCUCCUUCUCCCUCCCCCUCCCACCUGUCAUCUCCCAGCCCAUCCAUGAUAGCAAAUCCCCUGGGGCCUCAAACCUGAAGAUCUCACGAAUGGACAAGACAGCAGGAUCUGUUCGGGGUGGGGAUGAAGUUUAUCUUCUCUGUGACAAGGUGCAGAAAGAUGACAUUGAAGUCCGGUUCUAUGAGGAUGAUGAGAAUGGCUGGCAGGCCUUUGGAGAUUUCUCUCCCACAGAUGUUCACAAACAGUAUGCUAUUGUGUUCCGGACACCGCCUUAUCAUAAGAUGAAGAUUGAGCGUCCAGUGACCGUCUUCUUGCAGCUAAAGAGGAAGCGAGGAGGGGAUGUUUCUGACUCCAAACAAUUUACCUACUACCCCAUGGUAGAAGACAAAGAGGAGGUUCAGCGGAAGCGGAGGAAGGCCCUACCUGCCUUUUCCCAGCAUUUUGGAGAUGGCUCCCACAUGGGUGGGGCUGGAGGGGGUUCAGCUGGAGGCUAUGGAAAUGGAGGAGGAGGUGGGGGUCUCAGCUUCUUUUCCACCUCCUCCCUGAACUACAGCCUGUACUCUCCUGGGGCUGCCCCAGUGGGCAGUUAUUCUGGGGGGGCAGGAGUCCAGAUGUCUGGAGAGAGUGAGGGCACAACUGAUGGUGAGGGGGAAAAACAGACACACCCGGAUUCCCCUGGCCGUCCCCCACCCCACGGACCUCAGGCGUUAAAGAUGCUACAGGAAGCCCGGCAAUACAACCUACGCAUGUUUGGGCUUGCCCAGCGCAGUGCCCGGGCCUUGCUGGACUAUGGGGUUACAGCUGAUGCCCGAACCCUUCUGGCUGGGCAGUGUCACCUGCUGAGGGCCCAGGAUGAGAAUGGAGACACGCCUCUACACUUGGCCAUCAUUCACGGACAGACAAGUGUCAUCGAGCAGAUGGCUCAUGUCAUCUUCCGAGUCCCCCACCUUGGCAUCGUCAACCUCACCAACCACUUGAACCAGACACCUCUUCACCUGGCUGUGAUCACAGGGCAGAGCCAAGUGGUCAGCUUCUUAUUGGACAUGGGUGCUGACCCGACCCUGCUGGACCGGCAUGGAGAUUCCGCCCUCCACCUGGCACUGCGGGCAGCCAAUCCUGGUCUCCUGCAGGCCCUCCUUUGCCAUGCAGGGCCCGCCCUUCCCCAAUUGCUACUCAUGCCUGAUUAUGAGGGCCUCUACCCAGUGCACCUGGCAGUGCGCGCCCACAGCCCAGAGUGCCUGGACCUGCUGGUGGGCAGUGGGGCCGAUGUGGAGCUGGCGGAACGGCAAGGUGGGCGCACUGCCUUACACCUGGCAACAGAGUCCGAGGAGCUGGGGCUGGUUAGCCACCUCAUCACCAAGCUUGGUGCCAAUGUGAAUGCCCAGACUUUUGCUGGAAACACACCCUUGCACCUGGCAGCUGGGCUGGGCUCCCCAACCCUAACCCGUCUGCUACUCAAAGCUGGAGCCGAUGUACAGGCUGAGAAUGAAGAGCCCCUCUGCCCACUUCCCUCACCUCCAAACUCGGGCAGCGACUCAGAGUCAGAUGGGGCUGAGGAAGGAAACGGAAGGAAAUAUCGUGGUCACACACCCCUAGACCUGACCCGCAGUGCUAAGGUCAGGACCCUGCUGCUGAAGGCUGCUCAGGAGACCACAGAGCCUCCUCUGACUCCCCCAAGCCCCACAGGCCCUGGACUGUCCCUGGGGACCACAACCUUGCAGGGCCUGGAGCGGCUGUUGGACGGACCAGGUGGUGGGGGAGACUGGGCUGAACUAGCAGAGAGGCUGGGGCUGCGCAGCCUGGUGGACACGUAUCGCAGCACGGCCUCCCCGAGCGGCAGCCUGAUUCGGAGCUACCAGCUGGCCGGAGGAGACUUGGCAGGCUUAUUAGAUGCUCUGGCCGCCAUGGGACUGGAUGAGGGUGUGCGGCUACUACAGGGAACAGAGCCCAGAGACAAGCUUCCAAGCACAGAGGUGAAGGAGGACAGUGCCUACGGCAGCCAGUCAGUGGAGGAGGAACAGGAGAAGAUGAGCAUGGUACCCACGCCUCCUGGGGAGCUCACCCACAGGCACCCCGAGGAGCAGGUGCACUGAUACCAACCACGCCCACAGCACGGGCAAUGCUUUGUCCAGCCCCGUGCCUGCCCCUGGAGGCGCCUGCUGUACAGAUACCCCCACCUGUGCCCGCGCCCUUAUUUAAUGCCCUAAUUGGUCCUUCGGUUCUGAUGAAUAAAGGUAUGUGAGGGCUGGGGACCCAACCGCCCCACCCUAGGACACAG